Molecule: messenger RNA, 2428 nt
Organism: Paramacrobiotus metropolitanus
Lineage: Eukaryota; Metazoa; Tardigrada; Eutardigrada; Parachela; Macrobiotidae
Exons: 2
Coding region: 311-2401 (696 amino acids)
Source: RefSeq, a predicted model, not a curated record
UGCAAACCGGUUUAGACGUGAAACGGCUGAAAUCAAGUAUCACGGACCUGAUUUCAGCCGUUUCAGCCUUUGAAGGACCUCAAGCACGCCCGAGGUCCUUCAAAGUUUGCGAGAGAAGCAUCCAUUAAGCGCCCCACCGUCCACGGCUCGUCACGCCACAACCGCUGCUACUGCGCCUGCUUUUACGGCUGCUGAAGUUUUUGCUGCCAUCCACACUUUUCAGCACUUUUAUCCACACUUUUUCUGCUGCUGCCUUCCACGGGGCUCGGCUGCAGGACCAGAUGGCUUAAGGCCUCAACAUUUGCUGGACAUGGUGGGCUCGAAGUUAGAUGAUCAUAGCGGAUCCCUUUGCGAAGCCAUUGCCUCUAUGUUGACGCUGGUUUCACAGGGAAAGAUACCUGCGGAUAUACGGCCGAUCUUCUUUGGUGGUAAAUUAUUGGCGUUACGCAAGAAAGACGGUGGACUGCGCCCGAUAGCGGUAGGACUGUCGUUGCGCCGCCUGAUCGCUAAAAUUAUUUUCAACAGGAUAGCGGACCGGGCAACUGCUUUGCUCACUCCUCACCAGUCUGGCUUUAACGUUCGGGGCGGAGCCGAAGCUAUCGUCCACGCAACCAGACAUUUUAUACUGUCCAAACCGGAGGAUAUAAAAGCGCUCGUGAAGAUCGAUUUUCGCAAUGCCUUCAACACCGUUUCCCGAGAAAUAAUUUUGGAUGCCGUGCAUACCCAUUUCCCGGAGUACGAUGAAUUCUUCUGGUCGGCGUAUGGAUAUCAUUCUUCUUUGUUCAUUGAUCAGACAGUGCUGUCGUCUGAAUGUGGAGUGCAGCAGGGCGACCCGCUAGGACCUUUGUUAUUUUGCCUUGCAUUGCUCCGUGUGAUUGCUACGCUCAGUACCGAGCUUAACGCUUGGUACCUUGAUGACGGAACCCUGGGCGGAGCGCCGGCGGCAGUUGCAGAAAACUUCACUCGGGUAAUCGAAGGCGCUCGUACCAUUGGACUGGACAUAUAUGAAUCCAAAUGCGAGCUUUUUGUAUCGGGAGGCUCCGAAAGUGAACGUCAGGAAGUUAUCGAGUCUUUUGUUUCGCAUCAUCCUCAGCUCCGUGUGAUAUCCAACUCCACUUUAACGCUACUAGGCGCCCCGGUUCUGGACGACGCGAUUAGUGACGUCCUUGAUGAGAAAUCUUGUGCCAUAAAUAGAGCCUGCGAACGCUUGCAACUCCUUCCUCGCCACCACGCACUAUAUCUGCUCAGACAUUGUUUGGGCGCCCCGAAAAUUAUAUAUGUGCUCAGAUCUUGCAAUGCCUGGAAACAUCCACACCAGCUAUAUCAAAUUGACGAGUCAUUACGUUCGUGUUUUCAAGAACUCAGUAACGUUCGGGGGAACCACGACGACUAUCCUUGCUGGCGACAAGCGACUCUUCCGGUUAGUCGAGGAGGAAUUGGCAUACGUCGUGCGGAGGAAUUAUCACUCCCAGCCUUCUUGGCUUCGAUUCACUCCGCAUUUGACUUGCUAUCGUCGAUGCUUCCUCAACAUCCGGCAGUAGAUGCAUCAGAAGCAAUAGAGUUGUGGAAAGUUAAAGCUCGCCAACCGGAAAUGCCAGAAGUUGCCUUCCGAAAGCUGCAAAAAACGUGGGACUUGCCUCUGUGCAAUGUGUCAGUUUCGGUCUUAAUGGAAUUAUUUCGCAAUGAUGGUGUCAACACUGCCCGUUUACUCGCGCAGUCUAGGCCGGAAGCCGGUAUCUGGCUGAAUGCGCUUCCCUCAGCCCACAUCGGCAAUCUUCUCGACGACGAAACUAUGAAAAUCUCUAUUGGUUUGCGUCUUGGAGCAGAUAUUUGCGAGCCACAUAACUGCACCAAAUGCCAUAAAUUGGUGGACAAGCUCGGACACCACGGGCUAUCGUGCAGCUACUCAGCCGGUAGACAUGCGCGCCACGGAGGACUAAACAAUAUCGUGUGUCGGGCUUGUGUUUCAGCCGGAAUUCCAGCUAAGCUUGAACCACGCGGCACAUCGUCAACUACAGAUCAACGCCCAGACGGUUGUACAACUUUCGCCUGGAAAAGAGGGAUGUGCCUGGCCUGGGAUGUAACGUGCGUCGACACAAUGGCCCUUUCCCAUCGCCCGUCAACGUCGGUUACGGCAGGGCGCUACAUCUUUUCUCCGAUUGCCUUCGAGACGAUGGGACCCUGGGGCCCGUCGGCUAUCGCCAUUGUAAAAGAGUUGGGCAAAAGACUGCAGCAGCACACGGGAGAGCGUCGAUCGCAUGAAUUUCUGCGCCAACGGCUUUCACUGGAAAUUCAGCGCGGAAAUGCAGCAUCUAUCCUUGGCACGAUGGACGGAGUGGAUAGUUUAAAUGAAGUUUUGCUGUUGGGAAUAAUAUCACGUUUUUGUUUUUCUUCCACCUGAUCUGUACGUUGAUUAUUAAUAAAGAAU